Messenger RNA from Thalassophryne amazonica, 1101 nucleotides. RefSeq names its product BCL2/adenovirus E1B 19 kDa protein-interacting protein 3-like. The coding region runs from base 186 to 860 and encodes 224 amino acids. The record is from RefSeq and is a predicted model, not a curated record. NCBI's taxonomy places the organism in Eukaryota, Metazoa, Chordata, Actinopteri, Batrachoidiformes, Batrachoididae. Gene Ontology annotation, biological process: mitochondrial outer membrane permeabilization; positive regulation of apoptotic process; defense response to virus. The transcript has 6 exons. Gene Ontology annotation, cellular component: mitochondrial outer membrane; nucleus; mitochondrial envelope.
AGACUCUCUGGUCUCCAGUCCGGACCAGCUAACGCACGAAAACAAACAGCGGGGGCGCUGUAGCUGUCAGCUCGGCUCUCCAAACAAGGCGGAUCCGUCAGCUGUAAAAAUUGUUUGAAUGUUUGCAGUAGUUUGCCACUGACUUGAGCCUUUUAUGAAUCCAGCCUUUAUUAUUAGGCACAACGAUGUCCGACACUGCUAACGACACUUCCACAGAACGCAACGGAGACUCCGGGCUGAACGGCUCCUGGGUGGAGUUGGAGAUGAACAGAGGCUCAGCCGGAUCGAGCCAGUCGGCCUACUCCAGCGGACCAGCGCCGGGCCUGCUGCCGAUUCCCCAGGUGGAGGAGGAGGAGGAGGCCAUGGUGGGCGGGCUGGAGCAUGUCCCGUCCUCAUCCUCCAUCCAUAAUGGCGACAUGGAAAAGAUCCUUCUGGAUGCUCAACACGAGUCGAGCCGCAGUAACUCCUCCUGUGACAGCCCUCCCAGACCGCACAGUCCCCAGGAUGGCGGACAGAUCAUCUUUGACGUGGACGUGAGCAGCAGAAGAGACAGCCAAUCGGAAGAGGACGCCAUGGACAAGGAGAAGGACAUGGACAUCUUGAUGAAAGAUGCAGACUGGGUGGCUGACUGGUCUAGUCGACCGGAAAAUAUUCCCCCAAAGGAGUUCCAUUUCCGUCACCCCCGACGUUCGGUAACCCUGAGCAUGAGGAAGACCGGGGCUAUGAAGAAAGGAGGCAUCUUUUCCGCAGAGUUCCUCAAAGUUUUCAUCCCAUCACUGCUGCUAUCACACCUCCUUGCUUUGGGGCUGGGAGUCUACAUCGGGAAGAGGUUGACCACGCCGCCUGCAAGCUCUUUCUGAACCGUAAACCGAAGAUAAAAGUGCCUGAUAAGUGGCUGUGAAGGGUUGGAGGUCGGAGAGGUUUUGCUGUCGGGAGAAGAACUCCUGCCUCCUCUCCAUCUUUUCACUCCUGCUUCCCCUUCUGAGACUUGACAUGUUCUCAGGAGAGGGAAAAAAAUGCUUCUGUCUUCUUUCUGUCUCUGCUGUUCUCUGACUUUCUGCUCUUUUGUAUCAUUUGCUCAUUUGUAAAAGCUUCUCCACC